Molecule: messenger RNA, 5886 nt
Organism: Habropoda laboriosa
Lineage: Eukaryota; Metazoa; Arthropoda; Insecta; Hymenoptera; Apidae
Gene: Atpalpha
Product: sodium/potassium-transporting ATPase subunit alpha
Exons: 10
Coding region: 237-3362 (1041 amino acids)
Biological process (GO): potassium ion import across plasma membrane; intracellular sodium ion homeostasis; intracellular potassium ion homeostasis
Cellular component (GO): membrane
Molecular function (GO): ATP binding; ATP hydrolysis activity; P-type sodium:potassium-exchanging transporter activity
Source: RefSeq, a predicted model, not a curated record
CAGCACAGUAUUUCGGUACGGUCGCGUGAAGCAUUCGUUACGAAAUCGUCGGUCGCGACCGAUUUAUUUUAUUACGGCGGAAGUGUGAACGUGCUAGAAUCCGGUGCAAGUGUGAACUUCGAACAGAAUAAGAUCAGUGUCGUGUGUAUUUGUAGGAUUCGUUGGUCAUCGUCGUAAAGUGCAGCGUGUGCAGCAGGUAAUCGGAACAUCGACCGACGGCCAUCAUUGUUGUCAAGAUGGCGUCGAAAGGGAAGCUAGCAACUGAGCAUGGCCGCUCAGACUCGUACAGGGUCGCGACGAUACCGAAUAUUCGCGACGACAACAAAACAGCCGACGGGAUGUUCAAGUCGCGGCGAAAGAACCCAAAGCGGAGGACGGACAAUCUAGAGGACUUGAAACAGGAGUUGGACAUUGACUUCCACAAAAUCACGCCCGAGGAACUGUAUCAGAGAUUUCAGACGCAUCCCGAAAAUGGCCUCAGUCACGCGAAGGCGAAGGAGAACCUCGAGAGGGACGGUCCGAACGCGUUGACGCCGCCGAAACAAACGCCAGAAUGGGUGAAAUUCUGCAAGAACUUGUUCGGCGGUUUCGCGUUGCUGCUGUGGAUCGGUGCGAUCCUUUGCUUCAUCGCGUACUCGAUCCAGGCGUCCACCAGCGAGGUUGCAAACGACGACAAUCUCUUCCUUGGUAUCGUACUGGCGGCGGUCGUUAUAGUCACCGGUAUAUUCUCGUACUACCAGGAGAGCAAAUCGAGCAAAAUUAUGGAAUCGUUCAAGAACAUGGUACCGCAAUACGCGACUGUGAUCAGAGAAGGCGAGAAGCUGAUGUUGAAAGCCGAGGACUUGGUGCUGGGUGACGUAGUCGAGGUGAAAUUUGGCGACCGUAUACCAGCGGACGUUAGAAUCAUCGAGUCUAGGGGCUUCAAAGUGGACAACAGCUCGUUGACAGGAGAGUCUGAACCUCAGUCGAGGUCUCCGGAGUUCACGAACGAGAACCCGUUGGAAACGAAAAAUCUCGCAUUCUUCUCGACGAACGCCGUCGAAGGCACGGCGAAGGGUGUGGUGAUCUGCUGUGGUGAUCAGACGGUAAUGGGAAGGAUUGCUGGUUUAGCAUCCGGCCUUGACACCGGUGAAACUCCGAUCGCUAAGGAGAUCCACCAUUUCAUCCAUUUGAUCACAGGCGUCGCCGUCUUUCUCGGUGUAACAUUCUUCGUGAUCGCUUUCAUUCUCGGUUACCAUUGGCUCGACGCUGUAAUCUUCUUGAUCGGUAUCAUUGUAGCUAACGUGCCGGAAGGUUUGCUCGCAACUGUGACCGUAUGCCUGACACUCACCGCGAAACGUAUGGCGUCGAAGAAUUGUCUGGUGAAGAAUCUCGAGGCUGUCGAGACGCUCGGCUCUACAUCUACGAUUUGCUCCGACAAAACUGGUACCUUGACGCAGAACAGAAUGACCGUUGCUCACAUGUGGUUCGACAAUCAGAUCAUCGAAGCUGACACUACGGAGGAUCAGUCCGGGCUUCAGUACGACAGAACGAGUCCUGGAUUCAAGGCAUUGGCUAAGAUCGCUACUCUGUGCAAUCGUGCCGAGUUCAAACACGGCCAAGAAGACGUGGCGAUAUUGAAGAGAGAAGUAAACGGUGAUGCGUCCGAGUCUGCUCUGUUGAAGUGUAUGGAAUUGGCACUCGGCGACGUGAUGGGCUAUAGAAAACGCAACAAGAAAGUCUGCGAGAUCCCCUUCAACUCUACGAACAAGUAUCAAGUAUCUAUCCACGAGUCGGACAAUCCUGACGAUCCUAGAUAUCUGUUGGUAAUGAAGGGCGCACCGGAAAGGAUUUUGGAUCGUUGCUCUACAAUCUUCAUCGGCGGUAAAGAGAAGGUACUGGACGAAGAGAUGAAGGAAGCGUUCAACAAUGCUUACCUCGAGCUCGGUGGACUUGGUGAACGUGUACUCGGUUUCUGCGAUUUCAUACUGCCGUCCGACAAAUUCCCGAUCGGCUUCAAGUUCAACUCCGACGACCCUAACUUCCCGACGGAGGGUCUCCGCUUUGUGGGCCUGAUGUCUAUGAUUGACCCGCCCAGGGCUGCGGUGCCCGACGCGGUAGCCAAGUGCCGUUCAGCCGGCAUCAAGGUCAUCAUGGUAACCGGUGACCAUCCGAUCACUGCCAAAGCCAUUGCCAAAUCCGUCGGCAUCAUCUCUGAAGGUAACGAGACCGUCGAGGACAUUGCUCAACGGUUGAACAUCCCGGUAUCCGAAGUGAAUCCUCGCGAGGCCAAGGCCGCUGUAAUCCACGGAACCGAACUCAGGGAACUGAACUCCGACCAACUGGACGAGAUUCUCAGGUACCACACCGAAAUUGUGUUCGCCCGUACCUCGCCACAGCAGAAGCUCAUCAUUGUCGAAGGCUGCCAACGAAUGGGUGCUAUCGUCGCUGUAACUGGUGAUGGUGUAAACGAUUCUCCCGCGCUGAAGAAGGCUGACAUCGGUGUAGCCAUGGGUAUCGCCGGUUCUGACGUGUCGAAACAGGCGGCUGACAUGAUCCUUCUGGACGAUAACUUCGCCUCGAUCGUGACUGGUGUCGAGGAGGGUCGAUUGAUCUUCGACAACUUGAAGAAAUCCAUCGCGUACACCCUCACCUCGAACAUCCCCGAGAUCUCACCUUUCCUGGCGUUCAUCCUUUGCGACAUCCCUCUGCCUCUUGGUACUGUCACUAUUCUCUGCAUCGACUUGGGAACCGACAUGGUGCCGGCCAUCUCGCUAGCUUACGAGGCACCGGAGUCGGACAUUAUGAAACGGCAGCCCCGCGAUCCUUACAGAGACAAUCUUGUCAACCGAAGGCUUAUUUCGAUGGCGUACGGUCAAAUCGGUAUGAUCCAGGCAGCCGCCGGUUUCUUCGUCUACUUCGUGAUUAUGGCUGAGAACGGAUUCUUGCCGCUGCAUCUUUUCGGUAUCCGAAAACAGUGGGACUCCAAGGCUAUCAACGAUCUUCGCGACAGCUACGGCCAGGAAUGGACGUACAGAGAUCGUAAGACACUGGAAUUCACCUGCCACACGGCCUUCUUCGUCUCGAUCGUUAUCGUACAAUGGGCCGACUUGAUCGUUUGUAAGACGCGACGUAACUCCAUCAUUCACCAGGGAAUGAGAAACUGGGCCCUGAACUUUGGUCUUGUGUUCGAGACUGCCCUCGCCGCGUUCCUAAGCUACACACCCGGCAUGGACAAGGGUCUCCGCAUGUUCCCUCUCAAAUUCGUCUGGUGGUUGCCCGCCAUUCCCUUCAUGUUCGCCAUCUUCAUCUACGACGAGACGAGACGAUUCUACCUCCGCCGGAAUCCAGGAGGCUGGCUCGAGCAAGAAACUUACUAUUAGACGCGAGGGGAGAAUUUAAUCAUACACGCAGAGCGCGCGCGCAAGAGUUACAAGAGAGCGAGAGAUGCAGAGAGAAUGAUGAGAGCAAGAGAGAGAGUGAGAUAUGCAUAUUACCCACGCAGAUAUACACCGAGAAACUAAUAAUAACGUAAAAAAACGAAAUACAACCAAAACAACAAAAAAAAAAAGAAGAUAACGAUGAACAGACAAACGAUGAAAAAAAAUAUAUAUUGCGUUAAAAAAUCACUCACGUUAAAUACACACACAUAUUUUACCAUGGGGCGUGCUAUUCGGGUCUAACCGUACUGUCGCGAAAUCACGAGAUUUAUUAGUAGAAAUGGGGACAGACAAUUCGCAUCAGCCGAGCCGAAUCGUCGAACGACCAUCGAAACACAAGACGGGAGUGUCUUGCAAUUAUUCCAAGAUGGAAAACGAAAGCUUAAGCUUCGCGUGGGAGGGAAAAGAGACUUGCGAACACUCUCGUUGCACGGUGUGUGAAGUACAAAAAAAAGAACAAAUACGAAAAAUAACAAAAAGAUGAAAAAAGAACAAAAAAAAAAAUGAUGAAGAAGGAAAAGAAGAAAAGAGAGAUACGUUCGUCGUUCUGGCUCUGCGAGUUGCUUGCACGCGCGUGCCGGUGUAUCAUUAAUUUAAAAAAAAAAAAAAAACAAGAUCGUCGUUCGUGAAACAUCGAAAGGAUCGACGAGGUAACAAAGAGUUCUACGAGCAACGUCGUCGGGAAGACAUCGAGCUUCCGGGUACACACAUGCCUGAUACGAUUCACGAGGGUUAUAGGGGUUAGUGCUGCCAUUUGUUCAUUCGAUAAAAAUAUGACAGAAUGAGAUAGAGAAAAAAUGAGUAAAGAAUUACACAGUAGGGCCUAACACACGAGCAUAAGAAGCAAAAAUGGCGUAAUACGGAAGGAAUGAUUAACGAAGAGAGAGAGACUGGUUAAAGGGGAAGUUGAAGGAAGCUGUCAGAGGACACCCGUGUAUCUUUUUGAAAUCCGAUGGAUACAGGAAGAAAUGACGACAGAUCGACGGAUAACGCGCACGUCCGUAUGAACGUCGACGGGUGUUAACGACACAUGGACGAAUCUUUUAGGAGAUAUAUUAAGAGGAAAACUAAAACAAGUGAUUAAUUAGCAUCGAUGGAGCAUUCCGUAGACGUCUUGUGAUAUCAGAGAAAAAAAAUAUUCAUUUAGGCAUCCCGUUAAGUAAGCGAGCAAAGAUCACUGCGCUAGAUUGGCACACCCUUGUUAAGAGUUUAAACGAAAAAAAUAAAAAUAAAAAUAAAAAUGCAACGUAGUUACAAGUUAAGAAAAAAAAAAAACGUUAAGGGCGGUAUUAUAAAUGUUACACUGAUGCAGAAGUUUAAUGGAACGAUGAUGUGGAUAAAUAUCAUUCGCGGUCGACACACACGGAGGAAAAUAAGAGAAGAACGUAUUUACAGAUAGACGUCUCGUGACACCAGCAGUCUUGAAUUAGAACAAUCUUCUUCAUUGUUGAACUAAAAAGAAAUAAGCAAAAAAAGCAAAAAAAUAAUACGAGAAAAUCAGUACGCUAGAUUGGCACGCCCUAGAAGUUACUCACGACGCGAGAGAGAGAGAGAGAGAGAGAGAGAGAGAGAGUGCGAGAGAAAAAGAGUGUGUGUGUGUAUGCUGAAAAGAGCGCAAGAGAGUUAAAAAUACCUUAAAGAAAUCCAAAAACAAAAAACAGUAAAAAAAAAGAUGACUAAGAAUACAGAAUUAAUGAAAGCGCGUUCGCAGUACUCAUUAUUAUUCUUAUUACAAGUAAUGUCGUUCGGUUCGAGUCUUUAAAAUCCGAGUAGCUGUCGAGGCAAGAAAUCGCAUCGCGUAGAUAUUCCAGUAGUUUGCGAGUCUCUGCACGAGGAUCGCUACGCGUGGGAAGAACGGGCCAGGAAUGGAUCAAUUGUGAAGGCAAGAAGAUUGAUAAAGAGGGGCAAACAAAAAUUCAGAAAAAGAAGAAAGAUGUUGGACGAGCGGGGGCGAGCACGGGGAACGAAGGCGGCAUACGGACAAUGUAAUAUGUAAUUAUCAACCGAGGAAUCACUACCAGCUGACGAGGAUAUAUUAAACUGGAUACAUUAACGAGAAGAAACAGAGAAAACGAAGAGAAAAACGUGUGAGAACAGAGGAGAUGUGUAACGUUGUUUAAAUUGCGCGCGAGCAUAUUGUAAAGCGGUGGUCGUGGUUUCGGGAGCCGAUGGACUGGACAACCGUGCGUGCCACGAUCCACCGACUAGGGAACUGGACAAACGGGUUACGAAAAAUGUUAUUGAUUAAACAGAGAGGAAAAAAAACGAGCUAAGUAGAGAUACGAGAAUUUAAAAUAGCCGCGUUGCUCCACGGAGUCACGUGCUUUCCGGAGUGAGAGCGCUACGAUAGUCGAGGUAACAGGAUAUUAAGAAAAAAAAAAACAAUGCUAGUAGAGGAUGGUAACGAUGUAGGAAGAAGCACGAAGGUGUCGAAAUGAGAAAAAUAAAGCAGACACAGAGGAAAAAA